Messenger RNA from Phragmites australis (common reed), 505 nucleotides. Its product is annotated as pentatricopeptide repeat-containing protein At1g02060, chloroplastic-like. Gene Ontology annotation, molecular function: protein binding. Lineage: Eukaryota; Viridiplantae; Streptophyta; Magnoliopsida; Poales; Poaceae. The coding region runs from base 1 to 384 and encodes 127 amino acids. The record is from RefSeq and is a predicted model, not a curated record. The transcript has a single exon.
AUGAAGGUGUUUGAUCAAAUGGCAAAGCUCCAUGUGAGACGGGACUCUGCAAAAUAUAGCAUGGUGAUCCGGGCAUUGUGUGAGAGUGGCGAGUUUGGUCAAGCUGAGGAGCUUGUGGAUGAGCUCUUGGAGAAGGAGCUUCUCAAGAAAAGAGAUGGUUGUGUACCGCUUGUGGCGGCAUACAACCCAGUUUUUAUGUACUUUUGCGAGAAGGGGGAGGCAAAGAAGGCCAGGAUGCUGUUUGGGCAGCUGUUGGAUCAGAGGAGCAAAGUCGAUGUCCCAGCAUUCAAGACAUUGAUCCUAGGACAUUGCAAGGAGGAAGAUUUCGAAGAAGGGUACCAACUGGUGCUCUCAAUGUUGAAGAAGGAUCUUGUGCCUGAGUGAAUGCUAUAUUGCCGUAAUAGAUGGUUUUCUACAGAGGGGAAGGAUGAAGUUUGAUUGGGAAGCCCUGCACAGAAUGUUAAAUAGCAGUCUUCGGCCUAGCACAAGUACAUUCCACUUGGGG